AUGGCUGACAGUUGUUCAGAGAUCACUGGUGAAGUCUUCGACAAGGAUUGCUCCCGGGCGUGCGAAGUUUGCGGUCAGACAGGGCACACGAAAGAUACAUGCAUGCACCUGAUUGCAAGCAAGUAUGAAGGCUUGAAGGACGUCGACGGUGGGCAUAGCGGAUCAGUGAGGAUGAGAGCGAGGGGGAAGUGGAGCGCUGACUGUGCGAGGAAGACGAAUAUGCCUGCGGCAACUUCAAGUGGAAGGAAUGCUCAAACAUCUCUGAUCCAGGCGUUCGCGGUUGCCACCGGUCUGGUUCACUCAGCGGAACCCAAGAAAAAUGACCAGGACGCGAAGUUCGCUCAAACUCUCAAGGGCCUGACGUCACAGCAUCUCCUCGAAGCUUCCUUCCGCCCCCCAAAACCAGUCAUCCCCGCCAAACACACGACGAAGGAGAGCGAAGGAGGAACGAGCCAGCAGCUGGUAGAAAUUCUCUCACGGAAGUCGGCCCGUGAGAUGGAAGCUUUCCAAGCGGUGCACGCAGCCAACAUGGCAGAGAACAAAUUGAGAGAAGCCCUGCAACGAAAGUCGGAUGCGGAGAGGAAGGUGGAAAAGGUGCUGGAGGAGAUCAAAAGCCUGGAAAAACACUCCUGA
Messenger RNA from Guillardia theta CCMP2712, 633 nucleotides. RefSeq lists its product as hypothetical. NCBI's taxonomy places the organism in Eukaryota, Cryptophyceae, Pyrenomonadales, Geminigeraceae. The record is from RefSeq and is a predicted model, not a curated record. Bases 1 to 633 code for a protein of 210 amino acids. The transcript has 7 exons.